Messenger RNA from Blastocystis hominis, 1313 nucleotides. RefSeq lists its product as hypothetical. The record is from RefSeq and is a predicted model, not a curated record. The coding region runs from base 40 to 1296 and encodes 418 amino acids. Lineage: Eukaryota; Bigyra; Opalinata; Blastocystidae. Gene Ontology annotation, molecular function: translation release factor activity, codon specific; sequence-specific mRNA binding. The transcript has 5 exons. Gene Ontology annotation, cellular component: cytosol; translation release factor complex. Gene Ontology annotation, biological process: cytoplasmic translational termination.
GACUUCAACAGUAUGACACCUGAAGACAAAAACGUGGAGAUGUGGAGAAUCAAGAAGCUGAUUAAGACGUUGGAAAACGCAAAGGGAAACGGAACUUCUAUGAUUUCGCUGAUUAUUCGUCCUGGAGAUCAGAUUGCCAACUCUGUGAACAUGCUUAACACUGAAUAUGGAACAGCUUCGAAUAUUAAAUCUCGUGUAAAUCGUCUCUCUGUCCUGAGUGCCAUUACCUCGACCCAGCAAAAGCUGAAGCUUUUCACUCGUGUGCCUCCCAACGGUUUGGUCGUGUACUGUGGUACCUGCAUCAACGACGAUGGCAAAGAAAAGAAGAUGUCGUACGCGUUCGAGCCCUUCCGUCCCAUCAACACCUCCCUCUACCUGUGCGACAACAAAUUCCACACCGAGGCGCUGGCUGAGCUGCUCCAGGACGACUCGACGUUCGGCUUCGUGGUGAUGGACGGUUCGGGCUGCCUGUUCGGCACGGUGUCCGGCGGUUCGCGCAACGUCCUGCACCGCUUCACGGUGGAUCUGCCGAAGAAGCACGGCCGUGGAGGCCAGUCGGCGCUGCGAUUCGCGCGUCUGCGUCUGGAGAAGCGGCACAACUACGUGCGGAAGGUGUGCGAGCUGUGCGUGCAGUUCUUCGUGGAGAACGAGAAGGUGAACAUGGCGGGCAUCGUGCUGGCCGGUUCCGCCGAGCUGAAAGACGAGCUGUACACGUCGGCGGCAGACAUGCUGGAUCCGCGCAUCAAGAACGCGGUGGUGAAGGUGGUGGACGUGUCGUACGGCGGGGAUAACGGGUUCAACCAGGCGAUCGAGCUGUCUGCGGACACGCUGGCGAACGUGAAGUUCGUGCAAGAGAAGAAGCUGAUCUCGCAGUACUUCGACGAGCUGGCGAAGGACAGCGGGAAGUACUGCUACGGCGUGAAGGACACGCUGAAGUGCCUGGAGAUGGGCGCGGUGGAGACGCUGAUCGUCUGGGAGAACCUCGCGGUGAACCGCGUGGUGGUGAAGAACUCGGCCGGCCAGCUGAACACGCUGUACCUCACCGAGGAGCAGUGCACGGACGGCGCGUUCUUCAAGGACCCCAUGACGGGUCUGGACAUGGAGACGGUGGAGAAGGAUCUGUUCCUGGAGUGGCUCGCGGAGAACUACAAGAGCUUUGGAACCACGCUGGAGAUUAUCACGAACAAGUCGCAGGAGGGAGCGCAGUUCGUGCGCGGGUUCGGAGGCAUUGGAGGUAUUCUGCGUUGGAAGCUGGAGCUGGAGACGAUGGGAGAUGAUGAUGAUGAUUUCAUGUAACUUCGGGUGUUUUUUGC